ACAUAACCCAGCUACAAAGUCAGAUUCCAAAGAGACCGUCUAAAUUGGCUACAAACAAAUUAGCAUUUUGGUCUUAAUUUAAGGUUAGGCAUAAUGUUAACAGUGUGCUUGAAAAUCAGAUUUUAAGAUCAAUUUUAGAAAUGGGCGGAGUUUAUCCAUAAUUAUGACUUUGUGGUUGUGUUAACUAGUGACGAUCCCAGUUUAUCGACUCGAGAUUAGCAGCAGAAACUGAAAAUGUCGGAUCCCACGGUUGCAGACACUCGCCGAUUAAACUCUAAACCGCAGGAUCUUACAGAUGCGUAUGGCCCCCCAAGCAAUUUUCUUGAAAUCGACGUUUAUGACCCACAAACUAUUGGAGUCGGCCGGAACCGAUUUACCACUUAUGAAGUGAGAAUGCAGACAAACCUUCCCAUCUUCAAACUUAAGGACUCUGUUGUGCGAAGAAGGUACAGUGAUUUUGAGUGGCUGAAGAAUGAGCUGGAGAGAGACAGUAAGAUUGUGGUGCCCCCUCUCCCUGGCAAAGCUUUGAAGAGACAGCUGCCCUUCCGAGGAGAUGAGGGCAUCUUUGAGGACUCCUUCAUUGAGGAGCGGAGGGUAGGCUUGGAACAGUUUAUCAACAGACUCGCAGGUCAUCCCCUGGCCCAGAAUGAGCGCUGUCUUCACAUGUUCCUUCAGGAUGAGUCCAUUGACCGGAACUACAUUCCUGGAAAAGUGUGAAUAAACAGCCCCAGAGAUGAAAAUGAUGUCUACUCAGCCCAUCUUCUCAACCCUACACCCCCUGGCUGUUUGGCUUUAUCACUAGAGCCCACGCUGUCUCUUCCAUAGGUGGCCCAUCCUCCAAGACAACUGCAUCUGCUGGAACUCUCUGUAAAUACUGUGUACAUAUAUACAUAUCUUAUUUGUAGUUGGUCUGGGGAAGCUCUGGGGGUAUUCACAUCCAGAGCAUUUAACUUGUAGCAGAAGCCUGAGGGUGGGGAAGGUGAAUUUAUAAAACGAUUGAGUUAGUAAGUUACCUUUAUGAAACAACAUGGUUUUUCGGGAGUUAAACUUGAGGCUUAUUAAGUAAGUAGGCGUUGGUAAUAAUUAUAACACUUAAUUUUUGGAAUGAGAAAAUAUUGUUUUAGUAACACAAGUUGGCUUCCUAACUCAUGAAUUCUGCUUGGUGAAAUAUAAUUGUGUACAUUUCUCAUGUGAAAAUGACAGUCUGCCAAAAAUAAUUUCCCCAUAGCAACCAGUUUCUCAGUUAGAGAUCGAUCUCCGAAGGGAAACCUGGCCAACCUGACUCACCAACACAAAGCAUUCUAUUACUUUCCAUUAAGAUGAUUUUUACAUUACUUGACAACUUAUUUACGAAUCUUGAUAGAGGAAUGAUUCCAUAGUGUAAUAGAAAAAAAUGGCAAGUAUCAGGAUCAAGUCUUGGGGACAAAUAUUCAUUCGUACCACCUCAAUGGUCAUCAAAGACUCCAUUGCACUUGAUGUAAUAGUAGGGAUCUUAACCCCAAUGUGUUGGGAAAACUCCCAACCUAGAUUCUCGCCACCGUGGUCACAAUCAUUUCCAACCUUUCUCCUCUACUGCAACACUAUUGUAGGUUGUUGUAAAUGAGAAUAUUUGAUAUCAACUUACCUGGUAAAAUAAAGCUCAAUCAAUAACAAGAAUGUCCAGCAGGAUACUUCUUUUGCUUACACUCGCAGAUACAGGGUUGUCUUAGAAGGAAAUAUUAUUCGGUAUUUAGGUGCUUCUGUUUAAUGUGUGGGUUGAGGCUCAUGCAGCCGGAAAUGUCUGUAAUCAAGCACCAAAGACAGUUUCUGCUUCAUUGUGAUAUGUUUCCUGAAACAUCCUCGGCCUCACCUCAACUAAACUGAUGGCUAGUUGCCAACCAUUUCAUUGGUGUUUUAUGUUCAUGUGUUUUUGACCAUUCAAAUACAUAAAGGCUGUUUUUUUUCUGAUUUAAAUUUGUUGACCACAAUGUACUGUUAGUUUAUUAAACCACUGAAAAUCUA
Molecule: messenger RNA, 2001 nt
Organism: Oncorhynchus mykiss (rainbow trout)
Lineage: Eukaryota; Metazoa; Chordata; Actinopteri; Salmoniformes; Salmonidae
Product: sorting nexin-12
Biological process (GO): endocytic recycling; late endosome to Golgi transport
Cellular component (GO): early endosome membrane; retromer complex
Molecular function (GO): phosphatidylinositol-3-phosphate binding
Source: RefSeq, a predicted model, not a curated record